UCAAGUUGGCCCACAUGACAUAUGGAUAAAGUUCAUCAGUGAGCGAAUAGAAAUUGCAAAAUACGACAGUGAUGCCCAGGUGGCCAUGUUUGCAUGCAUGUUUCAUAGGACGCUGCACAUGACUGUUGGAAAUCCAGAUUCCAAGAUAAACCGCCACAUUGGAGCCAUUGGCACACGUUUUCGUUUGCUGUCGUGCGCUCUUGCCCUCAUUCAAGGUGAUACCAUCCCCAAGUCCCUCAGCAAAAAUGUUCUUCGUGAGCGUAUUUACUGUGCCUGCCUUGAUUACUUCUGUGCUGCCCGAGGAUGUCCCACACAACGACCAGCCUGCCUCCAGGAAGAUAUCAAUGCUCUCCUAAACUUCUGGAAUGCUCUCCAUGCUGACAAGAAGUACCUGAAGACUAGUGUCAUUGGAGACUUCACCUCUUAUCAGUAUGGAGGGGGUGCCUCUCUCUCCCCAUCCAUGGCCUCAGACCUGAGAUCGACGUCAGGUGAGUUUGUUGUGAAUAAUGCUGGCUGGAUCAACACUGUCCCACUGUCAUCGAAUACGUCUACACUCUCCAAGAGGUCAAACCGCAGCAAAAGAAUGGUUAAUCCUGAUGUCUAUGUCAAGGACUAUCUCAAGAAAAGGGCGCUUAUCCUCUCCUUGCUGGCAGUAGAGAUUCAGGCCCUGAAGGUAUGGCUCCAACCUCCACAACCCACUGGCCAAGGAGGAGAGGUGACAACUCCACAAGAAGAAGCUCUAGUCAAGUGGUUGUCCGGUGGGUUUAACAGCCAGAAAGCCUGGAGUGGAAACACAAACCUUGCUUGGAGUAUUUCACCAGCACUAGCUGUUUAUUUGUCUACUAGAAUCCAUAAUGUCCAAGGAUUAGAUGCAGAGAUCAGCAACCUUGUCCGUGAAAACCCCAUAGCUGUUAGUCACCUUGGGGAAGCUCUGCAGUACUUGGCCACUUCAGAAAACAUUCUUUCAGAUAUUCCAGAGCUAAACUACAUGUUGACAUGGGCUCCAGUGCCACCUGUCAAGGCACUGGCAUAUUUCUCAAGGCAGUAUCCACCUCACCCCUUGACUGCCCAGUAUGCUGUUAGAGUAUUGUCUAACUACCCUGCAGACACCAUUCUGUUCUACAUCCCUCAGCUGACACAAUCGCUUAGAUAUGAUACUAUGGGUUAUGUAGGUGAAUUCAUAAAAUAUGCAGGCAAGAAAUCACAGCUGUUGUGCCAUCAGCUGAUCUGGAACAUGCAGACUAACAAAUUCAGGGAUGAAGAAGGACAUGAGAAGGAUGCUGAUUUGUUCGAAGUGUUUGAGAAUUUGGAGAAGGCUUUGAUCGGCCAGUUUGCAGGGACAGCCAAGCAGUUUUAUGAGAGGGAGUUUGACUUCUUUGGGAAAGUCACUAACAUAUCAGCAAUCAUCAAACCGUAUCCAAAAGGUAUUGAGAGAAAGAAGGCAUGCUUAGAGGCUCUCAAAGCAAUCAAAGUGGAGCCAGGAUGCUACCUGCCAUCUAAUCCAGAAUCGGUUAUCCUGGACAUUGAUCGAAACAGCGGAACGCCAAUGCAGAGCGCUGCCAAAGCCCCAUAUUUGGCAAGGUUUAAGGUGCGUCGUUGUGGCAUCAAGGAGCUCGAGAAGCAAGGAAUGGCAGUCAGCUCUGGGCAAGAGGUUGACUCAAACAUUGGUCCUGAAAUUUGGCAAGCUGCUAUAUUUAAGGUGGGAGAUGAUGUACGACAGGACAUGCUGGCCCUUCAGGUAAUCUCCAUUUUCAAGAACAUCUUCCAGACAGUGGGACUGGACUUGUUCCUCUUCCCAUACCGUGUUGUGGCCACCUCUCCUGGGUGUGGUGUAAUUGAGUGUGUUCCCAAUGCUAAGUCUCGGGACCAGCUAGGUCGCAGCACGGACACUGGGAUGUUCGAGUAUUUCAUCAGCGUGUAUGGGGACGAAAAUUCUCAUGCUUUCCAACAAGCGCGGUCCAACUUUGUCAAGUCCAUGGCAGCAUAUUCCCUGGUGGGCUUCUUGUUGCAGAUCAAGGACAGACACAAUGGCAAUAUCAUGUUGGAUACUGCAGGACACAUCAUUCAUAUUGAUUUUGGCUUCAUGUUCGAAAGUUCGCCCGGCGGGAAUCUUGGAUUUGAGCCGGACAUCAAGUUGACCCAAGAGAUGGUGAUGAUCAUGGGCGGGAAAGUAGAGGCCGCGCCCUUCCGCUGGUUCGUCGAGCUGUGCAUCAAGGGAUACUUGGCCGUCAGGCCAUACCGAGAGGCGAUUGUGUCCCUCGUGUCCCUGAUGUUGGACACGGGACUCCCUUGCUUCCGAGGGCAGACCAUCAGACAGCUCCGCACGCGCUUUACCCCACUUGCCACAGAGAAGGAGGCAGCAGAAUAUAUGCUUAGCAUCAUCCAGCACUCCUGCUUGAACUGGAGGACGAGGGCUUACGACAGGCUCCAGUAUCACCAGAAUCAAAUUCCCUACUAGAUUUUUUUUCUUUUUCUUUUUCUUUUUCUUUUCUUUUCUUUUCUUUCUUUUUCAUUUAUUACUUUUCCUCUGCUUUUCCAUUUCCUUUCCUGUUCCUGUUCCUCCUCUUGUUCCCUCUCCUCCUCCUCCUGUUCCUUCUCCUCCUCCUCCUCCUCCUCCUGUUCCUCCUCUGUAAUGACACAAACUGUGUAUACCUACACAUUUUUUUCCUGAAUGGGUCAGCGGUAUUGAUAGUAUGUAGAUGGCUUCUCAGUGACUUUUAGAUUAAUGGGGUGAAAUUGUUAUAAAGAAAUGUGAUAAUUUUAGUAAUUUAAUCUAGCUGAGUGAUAUAUUUAUUUUCUUCUUCUCGCGUGUCUGUAUGAUGGUUUUAGUAAAUUCUUAAAUUACAGGCCUAAUAUUAGGCUCACCAUUCCAUUCUAUUUUUGCGUACAAGACUUUUUCUGUUAUCACUUUUAACCAACAGUUCAAUUGUAUAUAUCAUAAUGAAUUAAUAAGUGCUGUUGUUGUUGUUAAAUCAGAUAUUAUUAUAAUAGAUAGUAAUUUUACUAGUGCUGGUGUUAAUGAGAAGUUUAUUUUUCCUGGAGUAAUGUCACAAGAUAUUUAAUUUUUACUAUUAAGAUAUGACCAGUAUUUGUUAGGGAAGAUGAUGAUUGUAAUAAUUGUUAUGAUUAUUAUUUUGUAACUAAUGAUUGUUAUUAUUAUUACUAUUAUGAUUUGAUUAUUGUUAUUAUUAUUAUUAUUAUUAUUAUUAUUAUUAUUAAUGUUAUUACUAUUACUGUUACCAUUACUUUCACUAUUUCUAUUAUUAUUUUACUUUUUAUAUCUGUUAUCAUUCUCUCUUAACCAAAGGCCUCAUCAUAUUAAUUAUAUUAUUAUAAUAAUAAUUACUAUUAUUAUGAUAAUGAUUAUCAAUAUUAUGAUAUUUAUCUAAAGUAACGUAACAAAAGGCAACAUGAAAAUUAUUAUUAUUAUCAAGAAUUUUACUUCAUGUUAGAAUUUUAUCUUUUUGUAUUUGGAAAGACUUCUGUUUAUAUAUUAUGAGAAGAAAGGAAUGUGAAUAUGUUAUUCCAAAUCGUUGAAAAUCUACAUUGUGUAGAGAUAUGUAUGAUUCAUUAGAUUUGUUUGUUGUUUUUCUUGGUCAGAUAACAAGAUGGACCAAUUUGCGUUACAUGGUUGAUGGAAGUGUAAUGUUGGUAACACUUCCUAGUCUUUUAUUUAAAAGUUCAAAAAGAGCACAUAAACAACUAGUAAUUUUAAGUGAAUUUAAAAUUGUUGAAGGUACACUUCCAAAACACAUAUCCUUGCCUUUAAAACUGCCUUUUACAUUUGUUGAAGAGUAUGCACCAGUUUUUUCAGAUCCACCUGUUUGGCUAUACAUAUGCAUCAGGGAUCAGUGACUUGUUCAUUAUGAUUAUUGCAUUGAGGUGACUUGACAUGAUUAUAAGGAAGAUGAAGAAAGUAUUCAAUUUAGGAUAAAAAAAUAUAUAUACCCAAGCAUUAUCUUCUAUUCUGUUACUUAAUGUUUCUGCUUGUGAUGAAUCCUCAGGCGUGUUAUAAGUGAACCCUUUGGCCUGUUUGCUCAUUUAGUAAGGAUAUCCUGGUUUGCCUCUGUUGUUUAUUGUAAAAAAAAAAUAAUAAUAAUAAUUAAAUGUGGCAAAUAAGUGUUUGUUCCCAAGUUUCAGUAUUGUUGUAUUGCAUUGUCCCUCCGACUUUGUUUUUUUCUUGUGUGUACGUCACUGUCCUCUUGUUAGUAAAUUUGAAUAUAGUGGUCCUAUGCAUACUAUUAGGAUAACUCGUGCAUAACUUGUUACGUGAUAUACUCCUUGAUAUUGUGUAAUCUACUUAUUGUUGCAAAUAAAUGUUUUGUUCUAGUCUAAACAUUUCCUCUGUAGUUUCAUUUUAGAGGUGAAAGCUGUGGAAUUGUGAGAAACCAGUUAUUUUGAGUCAGUAUGAAAUAUUAGAUUUUAUGUAAAGACCCAUAAUAUUAUAAGUAAAAAGCUUCCAAUAAAGAAAUUUAUGUUCA
Penaeus indicus is the source of this 4481-nucleotide messenger RNA. RefSeq names its product phosphatidylinositol 4-kinase alpha-like. The transcript has 15 exons. Gene Ontology annotation, molecular function: 1-phosphatidylinositol 4-kinase activity. Lineage: Eukaryota; Metazoa; Arthropoda; Malacostraca; Decapoda; Penaeidae. The record is from RefSeq and is a predicted model, not a curated record. The coding region runs from base 86 to 2458 and encodes 790 amino acids. Gene Ontology annotation, cellular component: cytoplasm; plasma membrane. Gene Ontology annotation, biological process: phosphatidylinositol phosphate biosynthetic process; phosphatidylinositol-mediated signaling.